AUCGUCAACAUCGAAGUUGCAACAUGGGGGCCCUGACACGAGUUUGCCGUCUAUGAAAACACGUUACUUUUCUCAUACGUCUUCUCCUAGAUUCCUUCAUUGUUAAGCACUUUCCCUAUACAUAGCUAUUUUCCUUCUCUGUAUUUCAAAAAGCCCAUCAGUGUAUUAAAAGAUCUUUUAGCUCUGAUUCAUACAACCGUCCAGGAAUUUUUAUUAUUGUUCACAUAUCGAUUGCAUAUCGACCAUGGCUGAGACUGAUCGCCAGAAUAAUGAGGGAGACUCUCAAAUCAAAUACUUCAGUUUUUUUGUAAAUGUGGUUGCGAAUACAAGGAGCCGGUUGUGUAGUAUCUAUGGAUACGCGAAAGAAAAUUCAGGGCCUUUGAAAGAGGGUGUGGAUGUAGUUGAAGGAACCGUGAAGGUCGUUGUUGGACCUCUGUACCGGAAGAUCGAGGACAAGCCUUACAUGCUGCUCCAAUUUUUGGAUAGAAAGGUGGAAGAUGUUGUUGUGAAGGUAGACAGUUAUGUGCCUCCCACUGUCAAGUCAAAGACCUGUCAAAUGUAUGGAGCUGCAAAGAAGGCACCUGAAGUUGCUAGGUCAGUUGUGGCUGAUGUUCGAGAGGUGGGUGUUGUGGGAAAGGCCAAGGAGGUAGGGAAGACUGUCUAUGCCAUAUCUGAACCCAAGGCCAAGAUUUUAUAUGAUAAGUAUGAACCUGUAGCAGAGGAACUGUCUCUCAUGGCUUGGUACAAGCUGCGUCAAUUUCCUAUGGUUCCUGCAAUUGUAGAGGCUCUAUUACCACCAAGCACUUUCUGUAUUGAGAAGUACAAUUCUGGUGUGAAGUAUUUGGCUGAUGGGGAAUACCGAGUGGCCACCUAUCUUCCAUUGGUACCUGCGGAGAAGAUUAAGAACACUAUCUACAAAGGAUUGGCAAGAGAGGAAAAUGAGGGAUCAGAAGUUCCACACGUUAGUAAAGGGCAGGAAGAGGUCUCAAUUGAAGAUUGAGUGCUUUCUUGUGAUGAUCGCAAAUUCAUACAAGCUUCUUUAGUGCUUUCUUGUGAUGAUUGCAAAUUCAUACAAGCUUCUUUUGAUGUUAAGAAUUGUGCGAGAGCGUGUAAAAAAUGAAGUUGCUUGUACGCAACCGCCUUUAAGUUCAGAAGGACAAAUCUUGAAUACUAUUGUUUAUUUUUUUAAAUUUCGGCAUGUAAUUUGCAUAGAAUAAAGCGAGUUUCUUAAAGCCAAA
Molecule: messenger RNA, 1238 nt
Organism: Cryptomeria japonica (Japanese cedar)
Lineage: Eukaryota; Viridiplantae; Streptophyta; Pinopsida; Cupressales; Cupressaceae
Product: stress-related protein
Exons: 3
Coding region: 245-1000 (251 amino acids)
Source: RefSeq, a predicted model, not a curated record